GAGCUCUUCACCCUGACCUAUGGGGCUCUGGUCACACAGCUCUGCAAGGACUAUGAAAAUGAUGAAGAUGUGAAUAAACAGCUGGACAAAAUGGGCUAUAACAUUGGCGUCCGACUAAUUGAAGAUUUUUUGGCACGGUCAAAUGUUGGGAGGUGCCAUGACUUUCGGGAAACUGCAGAUGUCAUCGCCAAGGUGGCGUUUAAGAUGUACUUGGGUAUCACUCCAAGCAUCACCAAUUGGAGCCCAGCGGGUGACGAGUUCUCCCUCAUUUUGGAAAAUAACCCCUUGGUGGACUUUGUGGAACUUCCUGAUAACCACUCAUCCCUUAUUUAUUCCAAUCUCUUGUGUGGGGUGUUGCGGGGAGCCUUGGAGAUGGUCCAGAUGGCUGUAGAAGCCAAGUUUGUCCAGGAUACCCUAAAAGGAGACGGUGUGACAGAAAUCCGGAUGAGGUUCAUCAGGCGGAUUGAGGACAAUCUCCCAGCGGGAGAGGAAUGACCAACCCCAGGACUUGGAGCUGGCCAGCAGGAGCAUUUGUUGGAUCAGAAGCCCUCAGUGCUCCUUCUGCCUCCUAGAACUCAGUGACUCUCUAACACGGGUGUUAUAGAUCCUUCUCACUUUGUUUCCAUUCUCCAUGCUAAUAAAGAGCAGAGUG
Molecule: messenger RNA, 652 nt
Organism: Chrysochloris asiatica (Cape golden mole)
Lineage: Eukaryota; Metazoa; Chordata; Mammalia; Afrosoricida; Chrysochloridae
Gene: TRAPPC3
Product: trafficking protein particle complex 3
Exons: 4
Coding region: 91-495 (134 amino acids)
Biological process (GO): intra-Golgi vesicle-mediated transport; endoplasmic reticulum to Golgi vesicle-mediated transport
Cellular component (GO): cis-Golgi network membrane; TRAPP complex; cytosol
Source: RefSeq, a predicted model, not a curated record